Molecule: messenger RNA, 3189 nt
Organism: Catharus ustulatus (Swainson's thrush)
Lineage: Eukaryota; Metazoa; Chordata; Aves; Passeriformes; Turdidae
Gene: LYSMD4
Product: LysM domain containing 4
Exons: 3
Coding region: 699-1517 (272 amino acids)
Source: RefSeq, a predicted model, not a curated record
GAGGGGCGGGAACCGGGACGUCCUGAGGGGAGCGGGACCCCUGGGGGAAGCGGGACACCCUGAGGAGAGUGGGACCCUAGGGGAGAGCGGGAUCCCAUGAAGCGCUGAGGAGAGCGGGGCAGCAGGGGGGAGCGGGACCCUCCUCAAGUGCUGAGGGCGUUGGGGUCACCUGAAGCGCUGAGGGCAGCGAGACCCUCUGAGGGGAGCGGGAGCCCCUGGGGGAUCGGAGCCUGCUGAGGAGCCGAGCGGAAAAGAACUCCCGGAGUGCUGAGGGAAUCGGGGGCCCUGGCGGGACUCGGGGUCUCCCUUAGGUGCUGACGAGGUCGGGUCCCGGAGGAGCCUGGGGAGGGUUCGCAGCCCCUGAGGACGGGGCUGUGUCGGGCAGGCCGGGCUGUCCCACAGCUCCUGGUCCUGCUCGCUGAACUCCCCCGGCACAGCCGAGCCCGGCCCGAGCUGUGGGUGCCGUGCCCGGGGCCAAGGAAAUGCCAUUAAAUCUUAGUGGUUUCACCUGAAGAAUCCUUCAGGGGUAGAUGGAGAACGUUAAGGUCAAGGUUCUGUAACAAUGUGGGGUUUUCUAACCUAUACCUGACCCUGACAACAAAUUGUUUGUAGACCUGAGGAAAAAAAAAAAAAACAAACCAACUUGGAGCUGUAGGCUGAGCAAUAAUUACAGUGCUGAGGUGCUGCCGGUGUAAGAGAUGAGGCUGCACGAGAGCCGGACACGGCCCUUCCAGGCUCCUGCCACUGUGCACACCUUCCCGGGCAGGCAGGUGUUCGUGUUCCCCAGCGGCCGCUCAGACUCGGAGGAGUCCGAGGAGGAGGAGCUCAACGUGAUGGAAUUGCGGCCCCGGGGCAAGGAGCAGCCGCGGGGCAGCGCCCGGGACAGGCUGGGGGACGUGGUGCUGCUGGAGAGGGAGCUCACCCAGGAGGACAGCCUCAACAAGCUGGCCCUGCAGUACGGCUGUAAGGUUGCAGAUAUCAAACGCGUCAACAACUUCAUCCGGGAGCAGGACCUGUACGCGCUGAAGUCCAUCAAGAUCCCGGUGCGGCCGCACGGGCUGCUCACGGAGAGCGCCGGGGCCCUGCGGCCGCCCCCGGCGGGGCCUUCCCAGCCCGGCCUGACGCGCGUGGAGCCGCCGGAGCCCGAGCCCGGCGCGGACGGCUCUGCUGGCAGCCGCCGCCUCAGCGAGUACUUCAGGGGCAUCGACCAGAGCAUCCAGGACGCCGUGCAGGUGGAGGUGCAGCUGAACGCGGAGUACGGCGGGGAGGGGCUGGACAGGCCCGUGCCCGAGGCUGGGAAGCGGGACACUGGUAACGGUGCGGACUGUGGAAUCCAGUGGUGGAACGCCGUGUUCAUCAUGCUCCUGAUAGGAAUUGUCCUGCCGGUGUUUUAUAUCAUCUAUUUUAAAACACAAGGCCUGGUGACCCACACCUUUAACAUGACGACCCCAAAUGUUUCAACAGCUGCAUUGGAAGGGAGAUUAACACAAGGCUCAGGUGUAGGAAAAAAAUCCUAAGGGGAAAGGGCAGCCCACUCCAGCCUGUCCAGCAGUGAUGCCCGUAUGCUCGUGACUGACUCAAGUGCAUCCAAGGGGAUACAACAAUACAGAUUAUUUUUAUUUUUAUAAGUAGCUGAUGAUGUAAUCCUGAAUUUGACUGAAAAUGAGGUGACGGCAUUUUCAUGGAUAAAUAAGGAUGUGGUGUUGCUUACAGAGAUCAUCAUCCAGGUGGUUCAGAGUUGAGAACUCUGAAGGGAAAGUAUUUUGUAGUAAUUUACUCAUUGUGGUUGCUUCAGGUAUUUCUUAAGGCUGUGUCUAGAAGCAAAUUCUUUGCUGCUGAGCUAGAGAGUGCAGUAUUAAUGUGGUUGGACAUGUGGGGGUUGUGGGCAUUUUAAGGGAACACUUUUUGCUGGGUUAGAAGCAGGGGACACUUUUUCUCAGAAGUGUCAUUUUUGUCUCUUGCAGACCAUGGUGGUUUUGGGCUACUGGACCCUAAUGAUGCCUUCUGGGGCUCUAAGCUGGGUGUGCCAGGGCACGAGGACACUGCCAGCACCCCACAUUGUACCCCCCUGAGCAAAGCUUUGAGCCAUGUUCACCCCUGGGAAGGGUGAGCCCAGACCUCUCCCCUCAGUGAAAUCCUUCAGCGAUCUCGGUGCAGGAUCUGUGCUGUCCCAGGGAACUGCUCAGCCCUGCAUGGCCCCAGGUGGGCAGGGGCUGUUGGGAGAGGACAGGAGAGCACCAGAGGAGUCACUGGCACUUCUCAAGGGCUCGUUUGCUGGCAGAAGAUCUAGUCAGUAUUAUUUGCUAAAAAUGUAACAAUAGUCUAUAGUGGUGCUUCUCAUAGACACCCGGGCUCAGUCAUGAAAUUACUUCCUUGUGUGCAGUCUGAGUGAGGGUGAAGUGCUGAGCUGGCUGCAGGUUGCAAGGUCCAGGACAGAAGUCCAAGAAGAAGGGUGAAGCCUUUCUAGGAGAGGACAGUGAAGCUGCUGAUUGUGACAGGUUUCUGUGAACUCUUCAUGUGCAUGAAAAGCUCUGCAGGGCAGUGGAGGUGUCAGUCAGCCCCAGGGCCACUCAGCAAACACUACCUGCUGCAAGGGAGCAGCAAGGGAAGCCUUGGGAGCUUUCCUGAAGAGAAGAAUUUGCCUCAGCAAUUUGAUUUGGCAAAUUCCAGGCCUGAGGGCAAAGGUAACGGCUUUCCUGGAAUCAAACACUAAGGGAUUUUGUGUGGGCAGGUGGGAUUGGUGGGAUUGGGGCUGAGGGUGAGGGCAGAGCUCUCAGGUGGGCAGGUGCAGGCAGCCACUGUUUGUGGUUCCCACCUCAGCCCAGCCCCAUUUGCAGUUUCCCAGCUGCCAGCAGGACCCCAGGGCUCUUCCAGCUUCCCCUGGCAGCUCGAGGCCAGAGCAGGGGCUGGAGAGGGGCUGUGCUGCAGACACCUGGUGUACAGGUGUGGCCUCUGCCUGGCCAGGCAGGACUGGAGCUUCUCCAGCAAGGUGAGAACCCCACACCACACAAGCACAACCCUGUGCUGUUACAAUGAGAACCUCUGUUCCCUGCAGCUCUCAAAAGUGGGAACCUCAUUUUGUAAACAAGCACUCCAAAGGAUCUUAUACUGAACAAAAACUUGUAUUUUUCUUCUGUGAAGAGCUGUAUCUCUUUGUUCUGGGGAGGGGGUGGGAAGGGGUUCUUACAU